CCGUUAUGGCCGUUGGCUAGCAAUACAUUUGUUAAAUUGCUCACUGUUCUCUAUAACCUCUAUAUAGCAUUGUAAUUGAUGGUUUUCUCUAAUUGCUCCAAUUACUUCCCCCGUCUCGCCCACUUAGUCGAUGGACAUCACGGCCUUGAGACCAGAUUUGAGCGACAGCCUGUCCAAUCCUCGAUUAUUGGUGGCAAGGCAUGAGAGUACUGCCUAGUAAAAACUCAUUCCAUAACAAGAAGAUCACCGAACAGCAACAUGAUACAACUGCCAGCCGGUCAUUUUGCUUUUUACGGUAUGAAGAUCUAUCUCUUGCGAGGCAGUAAAGCCUCACCUAGGUCGCCACUGCCUCAUCGGAAUAUGCUAGACAUCUUAGCCGAGCUGCGAGACUUCUUCUAAGUUCCAAAGCAGUAGAUCACGCUGCGGGACAUCAAUACCCUUCGACAUCAGCAACUAUACCCGACCAUCCAUUGAUAUUAACAUUCCCAAAAAAAGCGUAUAUUCUUCUAACCCCCACAUCACGGGAACUCCUCAACACGGACAUUGACGAAGAGGUUUCGAAACAGUCAGAUUACUCUGACUUGCUCUGUCUAUCCUCAUAAUGAGCCAGCAACUUACAAUUUUCCAUAUAUUUGGGAACCUCCCAAAUGAGCUUCAGGACAAAAUAUGGGUAGACUCUGCCGAAUAUCCCCGCUUUCUCGAGAUAGCCAUCCUGAACAACCGCUCCGAACUAGUCAAUAGCAACACAUUGGAUGAUGAAGGCUUAGUAUACUUCAAAAAUCCUUUCGGCUUUGAUGCUCAACUGCCAGGAGGCUUGAUGGUCACGAAGAAAUCUCGAAACGCAAUUCUGCCCUUGUACUCGGUUCUCGACCUGGGAACAUGGCGCGUCAACCGGAAAUGCCAAACCGAAUAUACCUGGAUGGAUGUGGCACCGCCACAGUAUUCUGAGCUUCUUGACAAGACGCGGGUGAUGUUCAACCCUGAUUGGGAUACCGUGGUGCUUCAGGUUGGGCAUGUACUCUUCAAGCACGGCGUGCUCCAGUGGAAGAUCCCUAGGCAACUACAACGGAUGGCUAUCACCAGAGACAAACAGAAGUCCUAUGUGCAGCACUUGAUCACAACCUUUUUCCCGUGGGAUGAAAAUGAGCGGCUUCCCAGAAAUCCUGGUGAUAUGGUGGAAGCUUUCCCUGGACUUUCAACUUUGUCUGUCAUCGGGCACCGGAAUAGUGAUUGUUGUGGCUACUGCCCACCUCCACGGCCAAAACUCAACGUGCAAGAAAAGGUUAAAAAUAAGGUCAUCAAAGUACUCGAGCGGACUAUGAAACAUAAAAGGCGAGACCCUAAGUCGAUACCGGACGUUCGUACGUACUCGUUGAAUCAUAGAUUUCUUGCAAACUACGAUCCUCAGCGACCGUGGUACGCUUUUAUUGCGCCCAGAACCGUGUUUAGAGACGCGCAAGGAUUCUAUCUUCCCUCAAUUGCUGAUCCCGAUUGGCGUUCUGAGGGACUGAAAGAACCGGAUCAUGGAAGCAGAAGCGAAGACUCCGAGACAGGGUUAGAGAUGGACUCUGAGGAAGCGGUCGUGGUGUGAGUGCUAGUAAAAGAAGAGGAUUCGAGGAGGACAGAAGAAAUCGAAGAUAUCGAAGGCGUUCACUGAGAAAGAGGCUCUUGAGUCAUAAGUUCCACACUACAGGAAUGACAAAGAAAGCUUCUGCCCCGUGCUACCCCCUGCGGGUUUGGGCUUACAUACUGUAAAUAAUAUUCAUAGCUCAUCCCUUGGAAUGUCACG
This is a messenger RNA of Cadophora gregata, 1789 nucleotides long. RefSeq lists its product as uncharacterized. Bases 602 to 1591 code for a protein of 329 amino acids. Lineage: Eukaryota; Fungi; Ascomycota; Leotiomycetes; Helotiales; Ploettnerulaceae. The record is from RefSeq and is a predicted model, not a curated record. The transcript has 2 exons.